AUGGGGGGCGUGACGUUCCCACCCUGGUCAGUCUUGGCCGAUACGACAUGUGUGGCCCUCGUACUACUCGGACUUUUCACUUCCUUUCUGAGCUUCGCUACCCCUUGGAUCAAAAACAAACGAGGGGGGUAUAUCAGAUUGUCAAACGAGUAUAAUCCCCAGACAAAGAAGGAAUCUUUCGAGAAGACGCUCAAGGAACAUGUACGGAGAGAGGCAAUUGAAGACGGAGAGCCGAUAGACGUUGCCGCUUUUUGGAGACGGGUCCUUGUUCCCAGGAUCCUUGUCCUCGUACUAACCCUCGCCAAUGUAACCAUCUUGGUUGUCCAAGUUGUGGAAACUCCAUCGCAUUCCCGAGAGCACUGGCUUUUCCUCGCGACACACGUCACAGUCGCUGUGGCUGACCUCUACAUGGUCAUACUUGCAGUUCACUAUACCUUCACCCGCAGUAUCACCAAGCACUACAGGCUGACAGUGCAUGUCUGCACCGUGACAUCCAUUCUUCUUCUUCAUUGGUUCUUCCAGACUUUGGGUCAGUAUCUCUGGCUCGGUGUUACCGUUCGCAUCCCUUGGACAGGGUACACAUCCUUGUGCCUCGUCUUCCUGCAGCUGCUCUUGGUUGGAAACAUCCCUCUCCAGCCUAUGCUAUGGGUAGACAUGACGAGUCUUUACACCAAAGCUGUCCGGACCAAGCUGGAAGAGAAUCAAUAUAUGGAGCAUGGCGCCAACACAAUCGAGGAGAUUUCAAGCUCUAUUCUCGGAUGGCUCCUAUACACUUACAUCUACCCCAUGAUCAUCAAAACCGCACACAUGGAGCAGGUUGAUAUUCAAGACCUUCCUGCUCCAUGUGCCGAGCUGAGAACUCAGAACAUGUACCACGAUUUCAUGGGUCCCCGAGCUUCAGAUCAAGUCAAAUGGAAAAAUCACCCUACUCUUUCGCUCCUAUGGACUGUUUGGUACCCUCAAAGACGGGCUGUUGUUAAUGCGCUCUGCCUGAUGAUUGCUCUGUGUCCCCUGUGGUACCUUCCUCAUAUCUGUCUACAGCAGAUCUUGAGUGUCCUCGACGACCCGAACGCUGUCCGAUGGAGUGCUGUGGCGUUUGCAGCUCUGAUGGUGGUCGGAAAAUUCGGAACCGCGCUCAUCCUUGUGCAGCAAUUCAACAUAAGCUCUUCCGCAUACGUUGGACCUCGAAUCAACGCGCACACAUCAUUCUUACUGUACCAAAAACUGUUAACCCGGAAUCUCUUCGCCUCGCAUGAGAAGAAGGAGGGAGAGAAAUCGGUGCAUACCAAGGCCGAUAUCUUGAAUCUCAUCUCCUCUGAUGCCUCUUCCGUCCAGCGCAUCGGAUGGACAUUCACAGGUCUUUUCCGCUCUCUCGUGGAGAUGUGCUUGGGGUGCUCUUACGUCUGGCUUCUCCUCGGUCCCUCGGGUCUUUGGGGUCUUGCGACAUUGAUCAUCACCUGUCCCCCAGCCUACCUUCUGACCAAGUGGGAGUAUGCCAUCUUUGAAGAGAGGCUCGCGGUCCGGGAUGAGAGGGUUUCCCUCAUGCAAGAAGCUGUUCAAGCAAUCUCGAUGAUCAAAAUGAUGGCGACCGAGAGGUUUUGGUACAAGAGAAUCAACCGUGUGCGAGAGAGAGAGUUCAAAAAGUUGGUUCAGGCCCAACUCCUCGGCUACCUAUCUGGUCUCCUCUAUUCUGCUGCUCCCACAGUGAUUAUCCUCGUUUCCUUCGCUCAUUACACUCUCGUUGCAAAGAAGGAGCUCACCGCAACCAUCGCUUUUACCUCGAUUGCUGUCUUCAACGAACUUCGACCUGCGCUUUUGGAUCUUCCCUCGAGUAUCGCAGAGCUUCUGCAGGAAAUCCUGGGCGCUCGAAGAAUCGCCACUUUCCUCUCGGCUCCUGACGUCGAAUACUUCGACAACGACACGGCCUCCUCCCCAGAGCAUGACUCUACCGUCGAUGACGGACCCCUGUAUGUGGUCGGUACUAUCGGAUGGGACGUACCCAAGCUCUACAUGCCUUCAUCUUCCUCCUCAUCUCCGGCCGACGGUAGCGCAACAGUGGUCGAGACAGCAGACGAAGACAAGUCUGGGUUCAAACUUUUGGAUCUCAACGUCGAGUUCCCUCGUGGACAAUUGACACUUGUGGCCGGCAAGUUUGGUUCAGGAAAAUCACUUUUGCUACUUGCUCUUCUAGGCGAGGCACGACUGAUCGAGGGAAAGAUAUCGUACACUGUCUCUCCCGUCAUGGACUCCUCGAUCGGCAGCGGAACUGACUGGAGUCUGAUACGAAAGGGUGUAGCUUACGUUCCCCAGGCACCAUGGUUGUUGAGCCAAAGUAUCAGAGACAACAUCACCUUCGGCCUUCCCUUUGACAUUGAACGCUACAAAUCUGUUUGCUUUGCUACAGGUCUUAUGCCUGAUCUCGAGCUUCUCGAAGACGCCGACCUCACGGAAAUCGGAGAACGGGGAAAACUUCUUUCAGGAGGUCAAAAGGCUCGUGUUUCGCUCGCCCGUGCUGUCUACUCCCGAGCCUCUGUCUUGCUCUUGGACGACGUUAUCUCUGCUGUGGAUGCCCAGACGAGCCAGCAUAUCAUCAAGCACUGUUUCAACUCACAGCUCAUGGAAGGCCGAACCGUUAUUCUGGCAUCACAUGCUGUUGAGUCGCUGGCUCCCCUGGCCAAACACGCCAUCUAUCUCGAUGACGGGAAAUGCCUUUGGCAGGGAACUGGAAGGGAGUUGCUCGAUAGCCAGCAUAUGACGCAUCUUAAAACAGAGUCUAGGAUGCCUAGCAGGUUGCCGAGUCGGCUGCCCAGCACCGAUGAUCUGAAGGCCGAAGGGACCACGUCCGUGAGCCCUGAAAGCAAGGCUGACCUUAAAAAAUCUGACAAUAUGGAUAUUGCUGCUCAGAAGGACAGCUUCGAAAUCCGCGAAGCCAUACCGAAAACCCCCAAGCAGCUUGUGCUGGAAGAAGAAAGAGCUUCUGGAGCUGUCGAUCUUGUCCACUGGAAGAACCUUCUCAAGUUCAAUGGAAACAAAGUCUACUGGUUUGGGGCUGUGAUCCUGAUGCUGGUAUCAGUCUCAAUGCCCGUUGCUGAGAGAACCAUACUUUCGGGAUGGACCGGAGAAGAUGGCGAAUCAUCGAUCAGGCAUUCUGUCGGGUUCUGGAUUAUCCUUUACGCUACCGCGUCACUCGCCCGAGUACUUCUUGACACCACCUACAGCAUCUACAGUUUCUGGGGUAAUAUGCGUGCGAUGAGGAUUGUACACGGCCAAAUGCUGGAAUCCAUACUUCACGCCAAGAUGCUCUUCUUCACUAAGACUAGAGCGGGAUCGAUCAUCCAGCGCUUCGGAAAAGAUCUUAACGAUAUCCUUGAUUGUUCAAACCUGCUCACUGAGAUAACCUCAGGUGGAUUCAACAUCGUGAUCAGUCUUGUUUCCGUGUCUUAUUUCGGGGGCUGGUCGUUCGCGCUGGUUACACUCAUCCUGAUAGCAGCCACUUAUACACCGGCCAAAUGGUAUCGUGCCUCGUCGCGACAGGUCCGGCGAUUGCAGGCUGUUCUUGGGGGUCCCAUCAAUGCUCUCUAUGGCGAGACUGUGGCUGGAACGACCGUCAUCCGAGCUUUCGGUGCCCAAUCCGUUUUCCUUGAUGACUUGAUGAGAUGGACCAACAUGAAGAUCACGGCCACCAUCUGGACCAUUGCUAUCGCCCGUUGGCUCUUUUUGAGCUUGAGGAUGGUAUCUCUCGUGAUAGAGGCCACGGCUCUCGUAUUGCUCCUCUCUCAAGCGUCUACUACGGGGGCCGUGGCUGGCUUUGUCCUUACAUUCGCCGGUACCAUCUCCUCCAACAUGAACUGGGUUUUGCUCCACGUCCGCAACUUCGAGCUGAAGGGGGUCAGUCUUGAACGAACCUCCGAAUACCGCACUCUUCCACGAGAGGACGACAAUUCUGUCGACGAAUCUGAAUUGAGUGCGGAAAGUUGGCCUGAGCACGGUCAGCUGAACGUUGACGGUCUAUGUGCCAGAUAUGGACCUGACAUGCCUGAGAUCCUGCAUAAUGUGACGUUCAGCGUUGACGGCGGCGAGAGAGUUGGGAUCGUCGGUGCCACUGGUGGCGGGAAGUCCACUCUGGCAAAAGCCUUCUUCUCCUUCUGUGAUGUCACAAAAGGAAAGAUUGAAAUCGACGGGAAGGACAUUGCACAGAUGCCGCUGGGGGCAGUUCGAUCCAAGCUCGGUAUCAUCGCUCAAGACCCCAUUCUUCUUUCGGGAACAUUGCGACUCAACCUUGACAUCGAAGGGAAAUACUCGGACGAGGAGCUUUACCACGCGCUUCGCCAAGUGCAACUUCUCAAAUCGUCUCCGUCAUAUCCUGACCUACUUGUGGACGACACAACAGAAGUUGGGCCAUCUUCCGAUAGCAAAAAACGCUACUCGCGCGACCAGCAAGACAAUAUCUUUUCCAACCUGGAAUCCGAGAUCAAAGGCGGCGGCGAGAAUUUGUCGACUGGUCAAAAGCAACUGGUCGUCCUCGCUCGAGCCCUGUUGAAGAAGCAUCGGGUCUUGAUCUUGGACGAGGCUACUGCCUCUAUCGACUCUGCUACCGAUGCUGAAAUUAGCCGAGUCGUCCACGAGGAAUUCACAAAUGCCACUGUUCUUAUUAUUGCUCAUCGUCUCCGGACUAUCAUGCCUUGCUCAAAAAUCCUAGUUAUGGACAAAGGUAAUCUCAUUCAACAAGGUUCUCCCUUCGAGUUGAUCGGACAAGAAGGUCGUUUCCAAGAUCUUUGUAAAGCCGCGGGGCCAGAGGAGUACGAGCACUUGAUUGGACUAGCUGAGCAGAAUGAGCAGACGAAAGAACUCAAGGGCAAUGUCGAUCUGCUUGGUAUGCCCGGCUCGCCAUUGCCGCCUACAUGA
Cryptococcus wingfieldii CBS 7118 is the source of this 4905-nucleotide messenger RNA. Its product is annotated as ABC transporter ABCC.6. The record is from RefSeq and is a predicted model, not a curated record. The transcript has 18 exons. NCBI's taxonomy places the organism in Eukaryota, Fungi, Basidiomycota, Tremellomycetes, Tremellales, Cryptococcaceae. Gene Ontology annotation, molecular function: ABC-type peptide transporter activity; ATP hydrolysis activity; ATP binding. Gene Ontology annotation, cellular component: fungal-type vacuole membrane; fungal-type vacuole. Gene Ontology annotation, biological process: transmembrane transport. The coding region runs from base 1 to 4905 and encodes 1634 amino acids.